Molecule: messenger RNA, 3139 nt
Organism: Vespula pensylvanica (western yellowjacket)
Lineage: Eukaryota; Metazoa; Arthropoda; Insecta; Hymenoptera; Vespidae
Gene: Diap2
Product: death-associated inhibitor of apoptosis 2
Exons: 9
Coding region: 273-2063 (596 amino acids)
Biological process (GO): positive regulation of protein ubiquitination; negative regulation of apoptotic process; regulation of cell cycle
Cellular component (GO): cytoplasm; nucleus
Molecular function (GO): cysteine-type endopeptidase inhibitor activity involved in apoptotic process; ubiquitin protein ligase activity
Source: RefSeq, a predicted model, not a curated record
CUGUUAGGAUUUAGAAGAUCUGCACGUUAUUUUACUUAACCGUUGAUCUGUUUUAUUUUACGUGAUUUUACUUUUUUUUUUUCUAAAGAAAAUGAGAAAUUUUUUAAUGAAAUUAAUUUAACAAAUUCUAUAGGAUGAAGUUUAAGUGUAUAUAGAAUUGGAUAAAACGAAAUGAGAUAUAUAAUUUAAAUAAUCAAGUAUUUUCUCGUCUAUUAUUUUGUAUAAUUGAUCCAAUACAAUCUCUAAUAGUUAAAUAAUAUUUUAUUUUUACAAUGAACAUCGAAGAAAAUAGGUUGAGAACGUUUGUUGAUUGGCCUACUAAUGCUGCAGUAAGUGCAGAUCGCAUAGCCAAAGCAGGAUUUUAUUAUUCUGGUGUAGGUUUGGAAGUACAAUGUUUCUUAUGUGGUAUAAAAAUUUCGGAGUGGAAUUAUGGCGAUCAAGCUGUAACACGUCAUCGUCAAGCUGCACCUGAUUGUCCUUUUGUUUUAAAUCCGUCCAGUACUUGUAAUAUACCUUUAUUACCAGCAUCUGCUAAUGACAGAGAUUUAUCAUCGUCGUCUUCUUCGGUGGAACAAGCCCAAUCUGAUAAUACUACGGAAUAUCAGUGUUUUCUUUCAACAGCUGUAAGAAGUGACGAUCCUCAAAGACAAUACAAAACCUUGAGGCAAAGAUUGGAAUCUUUUGCUACUUGGCCAAUAUCUAAUAUAGUGUCUCCUGAGAAACUUGCUAAAGCAGGUUUCUAUUAUUUACAACAAGCAGACUUGGUAGAAUGUGUCUUCUGUCGAGGUAUUAUAUUACAAUGGGAACUUGGCGAUGAUCCAGAAAAAGAACAUAGAACCCACUUUCCUAGUUGUGAUUUUUAUAUAAGAAGAAACAAUGAAGAUGAUAUAGAAGAUAUAAUAAAAUUAACUAACGUGAAAUUAAUGCCUGGUUCAACAACCGAUUUGAAAGAUUUAGGUAUUCAAACUCAUAGCGUACCACGAAGAUUAAAACACGCGACAUAUGAAGGUAGAUUGAGAACUUUUGAAGGCUGGCCUGUAGAUCUAAGACAAACACCGGAGAUGUUAGCAAUAGCUGGAUUUUAUUAUGUUGGAACUGAAGAUCAAGUGAGAUGUUUUCAUUGUGAUGGUGGUUUGCGUAAUUGGGAAUUAACGGAUGAUCCUUGGGUGGAACAUGCAAAAUGGUUUCCGAAAUGUGGUUUUGUUAACAUCGUGCAAGGACCAGAAUUUAUAAAAGAAUGUGUUGACAGUAGACCACCUUUAGACCUAGCUAUUGUAGCCGACAUGUGUAAUAGGGCAUCUUUAGAUCGACCUAUCGCAUCCGAAACCUCCGAAAUAUCCGACAGUAAUACCGAAGAAAUUUUAGAAGUAUCUCCUGCAACUCAUCCAACAGUAUCAACAUCGCCUCAACUAUUUAACGAUGCUUUUUACGAAGAUAUGUUGCGAUGUGAACCAGCCAUGGCGGCACUUGAAAUUGGUUUACACGUUGAAGGAGUAAAAAAGGCCUUAAGAAAACGAGUGGAAGAAACUGGUGCUCCUCAUGACAGUGCAGAUCAACUUAUAGCAGAUGUCCUUCGGAAUCAAGCUAUGGACGAAGAUGCUCGAGCUGAAAACCAAAACACUAAUUCAUCAAUUGACAAUUCAUUGGAUAUAAUACAAUAUUUUUUGAGUCUACUUAUAACCGAACAAACACUGAAUACUAGUGCAAGGUCGAUAAAUAAUUCAGAAGAUAGUAAUACCUGUCCUACAAUAAACAGGGAAAGUGAGAGGGAGAAUGUACAGGAAGAAUGUACAAAUUCUACACAAAGCUGUGGAACAUCCGAUACAGAGGAUAAAGUACUACAGAAGACAAAUACUAACUCUGAAGUAUCUGAUUCAUUAGCAGAGGAAAAUAGAAGACUGAAAGAAGCUCGUUUAUGCAAAAUUUGUAUGGAUCGUGAAAUAGCUGUUGUAUUUUUACCAUGUGGUCAUUUGGCAACAUGCGUUCAUUGUGCUCCUUCUCUUACAUAUUGUCCAAUAUGUAGACAGGAAAUACGUGCCACUGUUCGUACAUUUCUUUCUUAAGAUGCUGAGUAGAAUUUAACAAAUAUCGUUUAGCAAUUAAUAUACAAAAUUGGCUCGUCAAGUCAAUCGCGAUAUCUUAUACUUCUCUUUAGUGACUUCUCGCUCUCAUCGUCAUACCAGCACUUUAACUUUUACUUGCUUCUGUUAUAUUAUCAUGCUGUUACGAUAUUACUGUCUUACAACUAUAAAUGGGAUUUAUAUGUGUACUGAUCGAUGACAAGAUCUAAAAACGUUGAUAAAAUAAGCAUAUUCGAAUAAGAACAAUCGAACAACGCAGUGAAAAAAUAAUUUUUUCUUUGACGAGAAGUUUACACGACUUUUUAUCUUAAUUUAUUUAGAUAACAACAUUGACAUAUCAAUCAUUAAAUAAACAUAAUCUAUAUUACAUGGUACAAGGGAUUUAUUAAUUAAUAAAAUCUUAUAUUUGCCAUAAUAUUAAUAGCUUUAUGCAAACAUAAUAUUUUUUAAAAGUCAAUUAAUGCAUUCGGUACAAUUUUGCAACGCGUUUAUUCUUAUUUCAAAAUAAAAAAAAAAUAAUAUUAUAUUAAAUAUAAAUAUUGUUAUUUAUUUUACUAUUAAUUUGAUAAUAAUGAACAAAAAGUUCCUAUCUUUUCAAAAUAAUUUCAUUUUUUUUUUUUUUUUUUUUUUUUUUCAUCUAAAACUUGAAUGAUUUUUUUUUUUUUAUUCCUAGAUGAUGAUAACAAAUUGAAGUCAGAAAAUGACACUUAGGCUAAAAGAUAAAUUAUAGAUAAAUAAAAACAUAAACAAAUAUACAAGGCAUUCAACAUACUCAUCUUAUUGUUUUAUACAAAAAAAAAAGAAUUGCUUAGGAUACCCAAUUCCCCAUACGCUUAUUCGUUUCAUAAUUACAAAUCGAAGAAUUAUGUAAAAUUUCAAUAUAUAAAUACUACAUUCUGUCAUGUAAUUAGAAACAACAAAUAUUAUAGCUAUGAAAUGAAACAUUUACUUUAAAUAAAUCUAUUCAUGAUCUUUGUUAGUAAAUAUUAUAAAUACAAAUUGCAUAUAUGUAAUGUUGACUGUCUACAUAACUUAGAAAAUAUACAAAUUGAAACAUU